AUGUGGCGCUACCUAGGGUUCUCAUCAGGGACGGAAAACGCCAAGCCUGAACCUUCCCGAAGCCUCCCAGCUUCUUGGUACCGAUCUCCUGAACUGCACCAACUUGAGCGACGAGCCAUCAUCUCCAAAAAUUGGAUCUUAGUCACGCAUUCCCUGCGAUUCAAGCAAGCCGGCGACUAUGUGUCUUUCAACUACGCCGACUUCCCCUUCUUUCUCAUCCAAGACCGAGAAGGCAACAUCAACGGCUUCCACAAUGUUUGCCGACACCGUGCAUACCCUGUCAUUGAAAACAAGACCGGGAAAGCUAGCAUCUUGAGCUGCAAAUAUCACGGCUGGUCGUAUGGGUUCAAAGGCAAUCUUGCCAAAGCCCUACGCUUUGACACAGUGAGAGGGUUCGACAAGAAUCAGCAUGGCCUUCUACCCAUACACGUUCGGAUUGAUCCUGCCGGAUUCAUCUGGGUGAAUCUUCAAGCAGGGGAGCCUGAUGUGAAGUGGGAGGACGAAUUUGGUGGUGUAUACCAGAAGCCGAGGAUGCAGAACUUCGACUUUGCGGGUGGCUACAACUACGACCAUGUAUGGGAAAUGGAACUCGACGCAAACUGGAAGACGGUGAUCGAGAACUACAACGAAUGUUACCACUGUCCAACAUCACACCCCCUGAUUGCCGGCGUCUCAGACCUGACGAAGUACAAAGUCGAGCCCAGCGGGGGCUGUUUGGAGCAUGAAAUCAUCAACAAAAAGGCGCAAGAGGAAGAAGACGAGUUCAGGAGAUCCAUCACCUUCUUCUUCCCUUCGACAUCUGUAACGAUCACUUCGAACUUUUUCUACAUCCAACGAAUGAUUCCCGUCAGCGCCACAAAGACAAGGAUCGAGAAUGAAGUCUACCGGCACCAUAACGCUGGCGACGAGGAGUUUGCUGCUAUCAACGCUUUCUACAAGCAGGUGCUGGAAGAAGAUAAGCAACUCUGCAUUGGAGCUCAGGAAAACCUCAGCGCAGGGGUGUUCAUCAACGGCGAGCUACACCCCGAAAAGGAGAAGGGCCCGAUUCACUUUCAGAACACCUUGCGAGAAGAGGUCAUGGCGCACCGAAAAAAGGAGUUGGACCAAGGAGCACUAGCUGAAUAUUUUUCGCAAUACCACACCAGCCUUAUUCAAGAGUCUAUCUCACUGGAACACAUCAUGGCGCCUCUCGAGAUUCCCAUCAUCGACUUCUCAGCAUUCUACUCGGAAGAUCCAGCCGAGAAGCAGAAGGUUGUGGACCAGGUCCGCGACAGCUGUCUUUACAAUGGCUUCUUCCAAAUCAUUGGCCACUCCGUGCCCCUGCAACAGCAGAAGGCCGUGAUGGAGAACGCUAAGAAGCUUUUCUCGCUUCCCCUCGAGGAAAAGCAAAAGGUCGCCAAGGAGAACAACAGCUGGAACCGCGGCUACGAGAUGCUGAGAUCGCAGAUCCUCGAAGAGGGCACGCAGCCCGAGUUGAAGGAGGGAUUCUACAUCGGUGCUGAGAUCCCCGAGGACCACCCCUAUUUCGUCAACAAGAAGCUCAACAGCGGGCCCAACCAGUGGCCCGAGGGUCUCGGAAGCGAGCUCGAGACCUUCAGAUCCGCAUCCAUGGAGUACUACUCGUCAGCUCUGUCUCUGGCCUCCGAUCUGAUGAGAGUACUUGCUCUGUCGCUCGAUCUCGAGGAGAGUUACUUCAGCAAGUUCAUGGACGGUGCGGUCGCCACAAUGAGAAUGCUCCACUACCCAUCGCAGCCUGCAGAUGCGGACGAGAAGCUCACUCGUGGUAUUGGAGCCCACACGGAUUUCGGUGCCAUCACCAUGCUCCUUCAGGACAAGGUCGAUGGUCUCCAGGUCUGGGACCAGAAGAAUGAGACAUGGAUCGAUGUCCCACCUACGGAGGGCGCGUUUGUCGUCAACCUGGGCAACCUCAUGGCCCGAUGGACCAACGAGAAGUACAAGAGCAACAUCCACCGGGUCAUCAACAAGUCUGGCCAGGAGCGCUACUCUAUCCCUGUCUUCGUUUCCGGAAACCCGGAUUACCUGGUCGAGUGCAUCCCCACCUGCAAGUCCGCCACCCAGCCAGCCAAGUUCGGCCCUGUCACUGUCGAGCAAGCAGUGUCGGCAGCCUACGCGGAAUCAUAUGGAAGGGCCCAGUUGUACAAGCAGGGUUUGGAGAAGGCCUUGGCUGAGAAGCAGAAGCUUCUGUCACAGCAGCAGGCACAGCCGCCUCAAAUUGCUGUGGCGUAA
Molecule: messenger RNA, 2247 nt
Organism: Colletotrichum chrysophilum
Lineage: Eukaryota; Fungi; Ascomycota; Sordariomycetes; Glomerellales; Glomerellaceae
Exons: 6
Coding region: 1-2247 (748 amino acids)
Molecular function (GO): 2 iron, 2 sulfur cluster binding; iron ion binding
Source: RefSeq, a predicted model, not a curated record